Molecule: messenger RNA, 915 nt
Organism: Colletotrichum truncatum
Lineage: Eukaryota; Fungi; Ascomycota; Sordariomycetes; Glomerellales; Glomerellaceae
Product: esterase lipase
Molecular function (GO): hydrolase activity
Source: RefSeq, a predicted model, not a curated record
AUGGCACAUUCCUAUUUGGAGUAUCUACGCCUGAAGGCGAUUAUCUCGGCUCUUCGAUUUUUCGACGGGGAAAAACCUGUUGAGCCUAGCCCCGAUGACUCGUUUACAUUCACAUCCACUGAUGGCCAGCGCGAAUUGAAAGUCAAUGUUUACCGUUCCAAGAUCACCAAAACACAGCCAAGCCCGGUCGUUCUCAACUGGAAUGGAGGCGCCUUCGUCUUUUCAGCGCAGGGAUCUGACGAGCGCUUCUGCCGGCACCUUGUUGACCAGACUGCAUACACUGUGCUUGACGCUAGCUAUGCAUUGGCACCAGAGCACCCUUUUCCUUCGGCAUUAGAAGAUGCAGAAGAGCUCGUAUUGCAAGUAUUUAAGCGACCGGCCGAAUAUGACACUCAAAAUAUCGUUUUGUCAGGUUUUAGUUCUGGUGGGAACAUCGCCCUUGCAGCAAGUUCAAACCUGAAAAAGCGAAACUCUGACAUCUUAAAUAAAUCCAUUCGCGGUGUCGCAGUGUUCUACCCGCCUACUAACAUGACGAUUCCUCCCACAGAGAAGAGGACUAUCGACGGUUCCCUCCCGCCUGUUCCGUCAGUCCUUAGAGUUCUCAUGAACGCUUUCAGAUCUUCUUAUCUUCCGCCUGGUGUAGAUCCGUCCGAUCCCCGAAAUUCCGUCCUAUUUGCGGAUCCGAAUACGUUUCCCAAAAAUGUGCUUAUUAUCACCGCGGAGAAAGACAGGCUUGCUCCAGAGGCAGAAGAGUUUGCUGGACGGUUGCAAAAGGCAGGCAAGAACGUACUGUUGAAGCGAUUCGACGGUGUUGCCCAUGGUUGGGAUAAAACAAAGGAUGAAGAUUCCAAUGAGACGAGGGUUAGAGACGAAGCAUACGACCUUGUUGUUAAAUUCAUCUCUGGCUUAAACUAA